This is a messenger RNA of Hyposmocoma kahamanoa, 681 nucleotides long. RefSeq lists its product as uncharacterized. The transcript is spliced from 2 exons. Bases 1 to 681 code for a protein of 226 amino acids. NCBI's taxonomy places the organism in Eukaryota, Metazoa, Arthropoda, Insecta, Lepidoptera, Cosmopterigidae. The record is from RefSeq and is a predicted model, not a curated record.
AUGACCGCCCUCGCCUCUGAAAUGAGCGUAACAAUAAAAUCUUUAAUUAGUUCUGAAAUGAAGGCACUGAAAACGGAAAUUACUGAAGUGAAGGAAUCUUUGUCUUUCAUCAAUAAAGAAUAUGAAGAGUUCCGCCAACAGCAUCAAUCAGCAAUCGGAACUAUUGAGAUGUUGCAGUCAGAAAACUUAGAAAUGAAGUCAACUAUUGCCAGCUUGAGCAGAAGAGUGAAUCAUUUAGAACAACAAGCUAGAAUGUGCAACAUUGAAAUCCACAAGGCGGUUGGGUGUAAGAUUAACCCAGAAGACAUACAUAAAUGUACACGGAUUGCUAAAUUGGACCCGACUGGCUCUCGCCCACGCUCUAUUGUCGUACAGUUGUCUUCACCAAGAGUACGAGAUGAAUUCUUGGCUGCAGCUGUGAACUAUAACAGAUCAAAAAUAAGAAAAGAGGAGAAACUCAACACAUCAGACAUAGGCAUUACUGGCGAAAAAAAGCCAAUCUUUAUAGCUGAACAUUUAUCACCUGCCAAUAAAGCUUUACAUGCUGCAGCUAGGUCAAGAGCAAGGGAAAGAAAUUACAAAUACGUUUGGGUCCGUAACGGAAAGAUCUUUGUGCGCAAAGACGAUCACUCUGACUACAUACUUGUGAAAGACAUGUCAUCACUUAAAAAACUUGUAUAA